AACCCAGAACUGACAGUAGUCACGUAUGCCGAUGGUUUGAAUCACAGCCACGAGCUAGCCCUUCUUUCCUUUUAGAAGUCUUGCAAAAGAAAACAAGAAUCAUAAAUCUGGAAGAGCUGAUUUCCAUGAAUAUGAACAUGAACUGUUUUCUAGGUUUUCUUACUGAUGUGGUUAAAUGAGGAUAUUCUCUUCUCUAUGAAAGGAACUUAGAAAACCCUGCACGGUGAGCCUCAUGCUUGGACGUUUGCUGCAUGUUGUUCUGGGAUGUCACAUCCUCCUGCUGCUGCAUCGUUGAGGACUUGUUUUGAAGUCUGUGUCUGAUGUGGCCUCCUGUGCACACGGACUAAAACUGCACUCUCCUUCAGGUCCAGCCCUGUUGGGAAUCCUCCUCCAUCACACAGAUUCGAGGAAGAGCUUGAUCGUGGAACAGGGCGCCAUGAAGGUUGAGUUACUGCCAGCCCUGACUGACAACUACAUGUAUCUGAUCAUCGAUGAUGACACCAAGGAGGCCGCCAUUGUGGACCCAGUGCAGCCCCAGAAGGUUGUAGAAAUGGCAAAAAAGCAUGGGGUGAAGCUGACUACACUGCUCACUACCCACCACCAUUGGGACCACGCUGGUGGGAAUGAGAAGCUUGUCAUGCUGGAGCCUGGAUUGAAGGUGUAUGGGGGUGAUGACCGGAUUGGGGCCCUGACUCACAAGGUCACACACCUAUCCACACUGCAGGUGGGGUCCCUCAACGUCAAGUGCCUGUCGACGCCGUGUCACACUUCUGGACACAUCUGCUACUUUGUGAGCAAGCCCGGCAGUUCUGAGCCCCCUGCUGUGUUUACAGGUGACACCUUGUUUGUGGCUGGCUGUGGGAAGUUCUUUGAAGGGACAGCAGACGAGAUGUACAAAGCCCUGAUCGAGGUCCUGGGCCGGCUCCCUCCGGACACAAGAGUGUACUGUGGCCACGAAUAUACCAUCAACAACCUUAAGUUCGCUCGGCAUGUGGAGCCCAGCAACCCAGCCAUUCAGGAGAAACUGGCCUGGGCAAAGGAGAAGUACAGUAUUGGGGAGCCCACAGUGCCGUCUACCAUUGCAGAGGAGUUCACCUAUAACCCGUUCAUGAGAGUGAGGGAGAAGACAGUGCAGCAGCACGCGGGCGAGACGGACCCUGUCACCACCAUGAGGGCCAUCCGCAAAGAGAAGGACAAUUUCAAGGUGCCCCGGGACUGAGGUGGCCGCGGGGCCUGGGGUGCCCAUGGCUGCUGCCUUCAAGCGCAUUCCGGUCUUCAGAUGUUUUAGGUGAACUUUCUGCUGGGAGUGUAGGAAAUUCAGUCUUGGUUUAAUUUUAAGUUAAUUUCAAGGCCCUUUGCUUGUGUUAUCAAAUGUUUUCAUGCAUAUUUAUAAGAGAAAAAUUUAGAAAGUAUUUAUUCCUGGAAGUUCUGCUUGCAGACUCUGUUCUCUGGCUUUUUUGUGGGGCCCCUGCAUGACCCCCCAACAAGAGCUGUCCCUUUCCCCUGCCAAGGGCAGCAGCCCCGUGCUCACCUAGAAGGGGGUGCGCUCUCCUUUUCCUGGCACCCUGAGAAGGGACCCGCUGUCACCCCCAUUUAUUCCUCCUCUGCCCUCCUGCAGCUACUUCUAGAGGAAGUCAUUCUCUCAAGGAUCCUGUAUCAUUACCUUCACAAAGUCAUUUUUGUUUUGAUAUAGUCAGGCCUUGAGCACCUAUCUGAGCUGUCCGAGCAAGGAGGAACAGGGAGAGGCAGCCAUGGGGUGUCCUGAUGGGACUCGGGGGGUGUGGCCCAGACCCAGAAGACAGUUGGUGGCAGGAAGAAGGGGCAUUUGUUCCCAACUAACUCUUUUCUGCAUUUGGAAGUUUCCUUCUGUGCUUGAUAUUUUCAGUUUGGCUUCGAUCUGUCGAUCUGUGAUAAAACAAUAGUGCCGCUUACCGAGCCUGUCACUGCAGCCUGUGGUCAGUCUUUGCUAUUGUGAUGAUACGUAGACUGUGUGCCACCGCUUCUGUUGAUGUCGCCUUUACUGCUCUUCCCAGACAGGUCAUGACAAAGCAUGAUUGUCUAUCGCCACUCUCUAUAGAGUCCUCAGGUCCCAAAGGUCAUUUGUCCCUGUUCUUGGCUGAGCUUGGGGUGCAUGUCACUCGGCAGUUGCCUGCAUGGGCCAUGCUGCUGUGAGUCUGGGAAUAAGGACAUUUAAAAAUUGCUUGAACCCAGCUGGUGUUGCUCAGUGGUUGAGUGUUGUCCCGUGCACCAGGAAGUAAUAGAUUCACUUCCGCAUCAGGGCACAAGCCUGGGUUGUGGGCUUGAUCCCCAGUGGAGGGCAUGCAGGAGGCAGGCAAUCCAUGUUUC
Molecule: messenger RNA, 2346 nt
Organism: Miniopterus natalensis
Lineage: Eukaryota; Metazoa; Chordata; Mammalia; Chiroptera; Miniopteridae
Source: RefSeq, a predicted model, not a curated record